This is a messenger RNA of Papilio machaon (common yellow swallowtail), 1046 nucleotides long. It is a transcript of the gene hzg, whose product is annotated as carboxy-terminal domain RNA polymerase II polypeptide A small phosphatase 1. The transcript has 5 exons. NCBI's taxonomy places the organism in Eukaryota, Metazoa, Arthropoda, Insecta, Lepidoptera, Papilionidae. Bases 129 to 1010 code for a protein of 293 amino acids. The record is from RefSeq and is a predicted model, not a curated record. Gene Ontology annotation, molecular function: RNA polymerase II CTD heptapeptide repeat phosphatase activity.
GUUGGUAUUUGCUAAGUGUCUGCCUGCCAUUUUGUAAGAUAGAAGGGAGAUAAAAAAUAGUUUUAUGGUGUUAAAAUUUUAUAAAAACUCCGUUGCCAUUUGUAUUAGGGCCAAAAACAAAUGUUUAAAUGGACGCAUCGUCCAUUAUAACUCAAGUGUCACGGGAUGACGAACAAUUAAACAACUAUGGAUCCGACAGAGGAACGACGCCCAGCGGCCAGCAUAAUGAAGGGGAUGGUACCCCGGUGUCGGGGUCGACGGCUCUGGGCGGCAAGAAAUCGAGUGGUGGCGGAGGGUUUCUGCGAUCCCUUCUGUGUUGUUGGCGAGGUGGCAGAGGCAAGGGGCCGCCCGGCAGCAAUGGUGCAAACAGCAUCGAUGGCCGGGCUUCUCCCCCACUGCUGGUCAUGUCGGACCAUGCACCCCGCCCAUUGUUACCACCAGUAAGACAUCAGGACAUGCAUAAAAAAUGUAUGGUCAUUGAUUUGGAUGAAACUCUGGUUCACAGUUCAUUUAAGCCCAUCAACAAUGCGGACUUCGUGGUGCCCGUGGAGAUCGACGGUGCGGUGCAUCAGGUGUAUGUGCUGAAGCGGCCGCAUGUCGACGAGUUCCUGCGUCGAUGCGGGGAGCUGUACGAGUGCGUGCUCUUUACAGCUUCCCUCGCCAAGUACGCGGACCCCGUCGCUGACCUGCUAGAUAGAUGGGGCGUGUUCCGCGCGCGCUUGUUCCGUGACAGCUGCGUGUUCCACCGCGGCAACUAUGUGAAGGACCUCAAUAGCCUCGGCCGGGACCUGCGGCGCGUCGUCAUCGUCGACAACUCGCCCGCCUCAUACAUCUUCCAUCCGGAUAACGCUGUACCUGUCGCGUCCUGGUUCGACGACAUGACAGAUUCAGAACUAUUAGACCUGAUACCGUUCUUCGAGAAGCUGAGCAAAGUCGACAGUGUGUAUACAGUGCUGCGUAACUCCAACCACCCGUACAACCCGGCGCAGGGCAGCCCGCCGCCCGCAUAGCCGGCACUCGCGCCCCCCGCACCCCCCGCGACCGCC